This is a messenger RNA of Protopterus annectens (West African lungfish), 5314 nucleotides long. RefSeq names its product ATCAY kinesin light chain interacting caytaxin (gene ATCAY). The transcript has 12 exons. Gene Ontology annotation, biological process: apoptotic process. The coding region runs from base 361 to 1395 and encodes 344 amino acids. The record is from RefSeq and is a predicted model, not a curated record. NCBI's taxonomy places the organism in Eukaryota, Metazoa, Chordata, Ceratodontiformes, Protopteridae. Gene Ontology annotation, cellular component: cytoplasm.
CUACACCCACUCUCAUCAUUAGCUGUCUUGAGGGAUGCGUGCGUCUUGGAUCUGUGUGCUGGAAAACAUGCAAAGGCUUAAGCACCAUGGCAGAAAAGGCAGUAGCAAAUAAAGGAGAAACAGAGAGAGAAAUGGAUUAAUUUGGAUUGUGGUACUACAGCAUCAUAGGAGCAGAAUCUCGCUAAGGGAUAGCUUUAUUGUGCAGGACUAAGCUAUUUUUUUCUUUUUCCAUUAAGAAUAAUUUUACUGGGAUUUUGCAAACUGAAGAAUGUAUUAUUGACGCAGAAAAAGGAUUUCUCUUUGUUCACACUUCUCAUUACCAAGCAAAAAUUAACUGGAAUCCUAAAGAUACCUGAUCCAAUGGGGACAACAGAGGCUACCCUACGGAUGGAAAACAUGGAGGUGAAGGAUGAAUGGCAGGACGAAGACUUUCCCAGGCCCCUCCCAGAAGACACAGGAAUGGCAGACGAGGAUAGCAAAGCAUCACCUCCAGAUACACUACAUUUUAACGAAGCACAUCGAAAGCGAAAAACACUGGUGGCACCGGAGAUCAACAUCUCACUAGAUCAAAGUGAGGGAUCUGUCCUUUCAGAUGACUACCUCGACACGCCUGAUGACUUGGAUAUAAAUGUAGAUGACAUAGAGACUCCUGAUGAGACAGACUCUUUGGAAUUCCUUGGAAACAGCAAUGAACUUGAAUGGGAAGAUGACACUCCAGUUGCCAGUGCAAAGAAACUACCAGAAGAUAAUGAAGAUGCUUUUGGGGAUGGAUCAGGAGAGGAUGGAGCAGCAUCCAAUGGUCGACUGUGGAGGUCUGUGAUCAUCGGUGAACAGGAGCACCGAAUUGACAUGCAGAUCAUUAAACCUUAUAUGAGGGUAGUGACACAUGGAGGUUACUAUGGGGAGGGACUGAAUGCAAUCAUCGUAUUUGCUGCCUGUUAUUUGCCGGAUAGCAGCUCUGCUGAUUAUCACUAUGUCAUGGAGAAUCUCUUUCUGUAUGUGAUCAGCAGCUUGGAGCUUCUGGUGGCAGAGGACUACAUGAUCGUUUAUUUGAGUGGAGCUACUCCUCGACGCAGAAUGCCGGGACUGGGUUGGCUCAAGAAGUGCUACCAGAUGAUUGACAGGAGGCUGCGGAAGAAUCUGAAGGCUCUAAUCAUCGUACAUCCUUCUUGGUUCAUUCGUACAGUAUUGGCCAUCUCCAGACCUUUCAUCAGUGUGAAGUUUAUGAACAAAAUUCAGUAUGUACAUAGCUUGGAAGAGCUGGAGCAGAUCAUCCCGAUGGAGCAUGUGCAGAUUCCAGAAUGUGUCCUUCAAUUUGAAGAGGAGAGAAUCAAAGCCAGAAAAGAAAGGUCAGAAGAACGCCAGGCAACUUCUGAAAAGGAAAGGACUUCCUGAAGGUGGAACACAGCGGAGGCCUGAACACCACUACAGAUACAGAACUCUCUCACUAACAACCCCCAGCAGUGUAACAACAUCCUUCCACAGCUCUUCUCGUUAGCUCUGCGACUGCACCAUUUCAAAACGCGUAACGUGAGAAGUCUUGUCAUGCUUCUAAAAUCCACCGUGUCUCCACUGUUGACAUUUGCCCCUGACUUUAUGUCACAUAUGUAAAUAGAAUAAAGCCACAGCUGUAAAGUGAAAUGACAUCUAAGUCAAGGGGGUUUUGGAGACCCUUGGGUUGAAAGUUGCUUGUGAUCUUUGACCAUCAGUAUUUCUGUAACCAGUAUGAUUGGCUUGGAUUCUGAAUGGAGAUUGGUUGCCUUGUUUGGCCUGCUAUGUUAAUAAAAACAGGCCAUGUGGGAAGAUUUACAAAGCUGUUGCUUAUUAUGAAUUUCUGUAAGUUCUACAACUGAAACAAUGGAGAUAUUGUUGUACAUCUGCUAAUCAAACAUGAGUUUAAGUAUACUGUUAACAGAAUUAUACACAGCUGACACAGUUAUAUCCAUUUCUUUCACCAUUGGAGGGAUAUAACUGAAGUGGAAGAUCACCUGUAUAUGAGCACUGAUGGUUUACCUUUACUCCUACCAUCUCAAAUUCAGUAGUCAUCACAACCUAGAAGAAUAUCAGCAGUUUUGGCAAAAAAGGAUGUGUAAUUAAAACGUCUUAUUUGUUGAUCCAGUACUUAGACAUCAGGUAUUUUCGUAAUGCGGUUUGGAAUUUCCUUUGUUUAACUACUGUCCAUUUGGAACGUUACUGCAAAUUAGUGGAAGACUACACAGAUUCUGGGUCUAAUUAGCAAGAAGUACAAAAAAGAGAAAAACAGCUUGCAUUCACUGCCAUUUUAACAGCUUCGAAUAUGUUUUAAUGAGUGCAAAGAAAGACUGCAGCAGAAAAAUAGCAUAAACACAAUCCCAGUACUUGGUGAUAUCACUGACAAUUAAAACAUGUCUGCUUCCGUUAAUAACACCAGCUUUAUAGAGGUACCUUAUUAUACGAGGGAGACUUUAAACUUAGUUGAGUAAGAGCUGCUGAGGAUUAUUGCAGUAUGGCCACAUUUUACCCCUAAGUCAGUCGCCCAGCUAGACAGGGGCCCAGAGAAGUAAAUAUUGUAGGAAGAAAUUUCCAGGGAAUUGUUAUGGCUAGGCUUGUAUAGGCCUUAGGGCCGAUAGCCUAGUACCAAUCUAUGAACCUAUAAGUUGAACAUCUGCAUGCUAUAGUUUUAAGUCAGCAGUCAUACACACAGUGUUUACUUUUCUGUGAGAUUUAUUGGAAAACUAAAGAGCUACAUUUUCACAAACUGAUGAGUGCGUAAGUUCUUAACCAAUCAGUCAAACUAUACUAUCUCUCCAUAAAUAUUAACGGGGCUUUUUACGUGUUUUGGUGAUUUAAUUAUUUAUUUUGCUUUGGUGUUUGAUUUUAAUGAUUAAAAGUGAGAAAUACACAGACACAGUACAAUAUUUUUAUUUUCUAAUUUGCAUAAACAAAGCUGGCUUUUGGUCUAUUAGAGAACUUGAAGAGUGGGCUAGAUUUCAUUAGUGGGGGGUUACUUGUCUUUAUGCAGCGCUUUUCUUUUUAGUAGAGUAAGCAAACUCCUUCCUGCAUCUUACUUUCUAACACACAGAUAGAGAUUUGCUGAAAGAAAAAAUUGGAAAAGAGAGUGAGUAGAUCCAAAAACUUGAGUUUAAGCAAUGGCCUACAUGCUUAUCUCUAAGGUAACCUAAAUUCCCCUUAGAAGUACAGCAGACACUGAGAAAGGGUUACAUGAUCAGAGGAAUAUAUCAUUAUUCAGAUAUUCUCUGAAUAAAUGAACUCUGCAUUAUUUUGUAGAAUUUGAUAUACUUCUGUUUCAUUACAAAAUUUGCUAAGAGUUUAGGACUAUGACAAGUAUGUAGCACAGAAUGGCCUGCAUGAAUUUUUGCUAGGUAUCCUAACAGGCCCACCUGACUCAACUUAGCAGUGCAGUUUCUAAUCACAAGUUGCAUUUUGCCUUUAUCUGAUGUAGUGUUGUUAUGCAGCUGUUGGCAUGUCUGGCAUUUUAGAUUCACAGUAGAGAGACAUAUUCAUCUAUCCAUUAAUUCCCAAUACCCAAUUUAUCUAGUUUAGAAUUGUGAGUGUAGAGACUCUCCCAGCAUACAGUGAUGCAAGGUGGUAGCUAUCUCUGGAAGGAACACUAAGCCAGUAUAAGACACACACAAGUAUACUCAUGCAAACACACACACACAACAGCAUACUUGAACACACACACACACACACACACACACACACACACACACAUACACACACACACACAGACAUACAUGUAACACAUGUAUACCAUUCCCUACGCACAUAUUGAUGCGUGUGCACACAAACUUGUGCACACAGUCUCCAUACAUACACACCUGCAUAGGCCCAUGCUGUCUGCCAACAUAUCUUAGGAAUAUGACAGGAGGACACUUAGCCCAGAGUACACCUGUGUGAGGAGCACAAAGCACAUUUUACUUUAUAAAGUACUACAAAAUGAGCACAAUCACAGUCAUAGCUGCAGAGGGCUGAAAUGCAUAAGUUUUACCUCAUCCUGUAUUCCUAAUCUGAGCUUUGAAUGAUCUUGUAUUACUGGAACAUGACAGAUAGAUGGUACUGAAUAGUGAGAAUUAAAAAAAAGUAAGAGAGAAGUUGCUUGGCAAUUUGCCAGGAUCCACUGAAGAUGCCAAACCUUCCUGUGUUUUGGCUAUCAGUAUAUAGAUGCAGAUACAGGCUAGGGGUUCAUGAUAAAAUUCUGAGGUCCACAGCUUUGAUACUCAGAAAAGCACAACUAAAAGUGUGGGUCUGGGAAAUCAAUGUCAAGUAUGAGGUUAUAGCCCCUCCCCCAAGUAUUGCCCUUACUCUGAAGUACCCAGAUCUCAGAGUUAAUUCAUAUAAGUAACAAAACUUUGGGGACAACCCCCCCCCCCCUCUGCAAAGUGUGCAGAGGAGCAAAAUCCCAAUGCAAAAACCUCUUAAUAAAUUGGAAUUGCUGUGACUUAAGAUGUGCCAUUUGUCCUUGGCAAUCCUCCUUUAUUUGUGGUCUUGCAGUUAUGGGUCUCAUAUUUGCAGCAGACAACAGAGAUCUAGAGUAAGAGAGAGGAGGAUGAGGGGUGGGCAGAAGGUGAACCAGAUGUGCAACAGCUCCACACACCAUCCAUAUGUAUGCUGUUUUUUAGGCUAUGUCAAACUGAAAGAAAGAUGGAGAAAAAAAAUAAGCAAUCUUCCCUGAACUUUCAUCUUAAUAGUUCAAAUCACCCAUGCACUUUGUCCAAAACAGAUAAAUAGUGGGGGAGAAAGAAAUGAUUAUAAUCCUAAUUUACUUGAAGGAGGACCAUCCAAAGAAUAAGCCAGUCUUUCAUGGGAGCAAACCUAUGAAUGUGCCAGUAGCAUGGAAAGUGUCCUUGGUAUGGGAAAACAUGGCUGAAAAAUUGUGUUCUAUUAUAGGAUGAGCAUAACAAAUUACAAGAAGCAAAUACUCCAAGUUCACAAAUGCUCCAUGUUUAUGAAGGAAUGCUGCCUAUGAAUAUAGAUGUUUAAAUGCCUUCCAUCUGGGACUAUGUGUUUGACUGUAUUGAUGAAUCUGUUGAUCUGAAAUACUGUUUAUGACCAGUCAGAGGAGCAAGAUCAUAAUACUCAUUUCAGAGUAAUUUUCUUGAUUGACACUAAAUGCGGAAGAUGCUAAACAAGUCUUAUUCAUUGUUGUAUUUUAGUUUUAUUAUGAUAAGUUUUCUGUAUUUUUUACCACUGUAUAACAUCCCCACCCCCAGGUGUGGUAAUUGAACAGGAGGUGAGGCUCCAUGUACUUGCCUCAGUCAAUACAUUCUGAAUAAUUAAAUAAAUAAAUGCAUUAUAUGGUGAUGACUAGUAA